AUGUCAUUCCGCCACUUCGCCAACUCGCGAAACCAGGCCGCUGGGAAAGACUCUGACGACACAGCAUCUGCAGAAUGCAUCUUGAAUGUUUUGAACGUCUUGAACGUCUUGCACGCGCUUCCAUCAUCAAAUUCCAUCGUGCAGCAGCUGUCAACCUUCAGCCAUAUCAAGCCGCCGGCGCACUGUGUUUCCGCGAAAGCUGAGAGGAUGGCGCCUUUGGCUGCGACAGACUCUGCAACGACGGAGAUUCCAAGACUCCACCACGUCUGCGCAACCAGGAAACCGGGCCCUACCGAGCAGUCUGUGUUGAAGAACACCACAGUUCCACGAGUAUCUGCUUUUGAUCUCUUUCACCGAGACAUUCUAGAGUACUUACGGCCAUACGUGCGUCUGUUGGUAUCACUUCCUCCUUCAUCCGAAGCAGGUAGGUCAUCAGGACCUACCCGGGAUACAACCGCCAACGUGGCUGCUGCCGUGGCUCACCCGUCUUCCAUGCAUCCUGGGUCAGACCCCAUGGGUGUACCCCCCAGCUUUGCAACGCGGAGGCCUCACGCCCAGCAACUCGGCAGCUUUGAGCUCCCCCCACCACCCAUGCACAAAUAUCCCUUCACAAACACCGUCACCACGUCCCAAUCAUCACAGGCUCCGUCUACCAUAGGCAACCUUUUGACUCCGCCAAACACACACCAUAGUGAUGUGAUUGGUUCAUCCGGUGUUUCUACGAGCAGCGCCCCGUACUCCACGACAAUGGCAUACUCGAACGGGCAAUACGUCUACUCUCCGCCAGCGCAGGGAUCAGCAGGACAUUAUGGCUACCCACCCGCGCAUCAUCAACAGCAGCACCAAUACGGCCAAGCUCGUGGAGGUAUGUUUGCUCCACCGCGCGGUGACGGUCAGCUUGGACGACAAGACUCACUGGGCAAAGGGCUGAACCCGCCACCAUACGAAAUGAAUCAGCAACUUCCACCUUUUACGCCUUCGUCCAACGGAGCGAGCAUGCCCUCGAUAUCCACACAACAACAACAGCAGCAACAUCAACAGCACCACCACCAGCAACAACACCACCACCACCACCAACAGAUGAUGAGCGCACAAACACCAGUCUCUUCCUCAGCACCACAACAAUCGCCUGCUCUCAGCCAGGACUCCUUCAGGCCACCCCAACCACCGACCCCAACAUACAGCUACCACACAGCCAGCACCCCCCAACACUCAAACUUUCCCUACUCCACCGGCCCAUCCCCUACACUAAGCCAACAACAAAGCCCCAUCAGCGCCGGCGGUUCCAUGCCCCGCAUGUCCCCCGCCGUAUCCCAAGGCUCUAUCCCCUCGAUCCCUUCGAACAACCCCUCACAAUCGCCCUACCAAUACCAACAGAGACCACCACUACAAUACCCUGGCGGCCAAGCCCCCGUCUUCUCCAACGUCCAAAACCCCAAUGGCGGACUUGCCUUGGUCGGGGGACAUCCAGCCAUGAUGCCUGGGUUCAACAGUGGACAUGCGGCUGCUAUGCCGCAUUUUAUGGGUCAUCCGCAACAUCAGCAACCAGCUGCCAAUGACCGGCCUUUCAAGUGUGACCAGUGCCCUCAGAGCUUCAACCGCAAUCAUGACUUGAAGAGGCACAAGAGGAUUCAUCUUGCCGUUAAGCCGUUCCCUUGCAACCACUGUGACAAGAGUUUCUCGCGCAAGGACGCCUUGAAGCGCCAUAUACUUGUCAAGGGCUGCGGAAAAGCCGCCGCAGACGACAACACGAAACGCGAAACCCCGUCGCCUAAAAUCGAGGACUCGAAAUCGCAUUGA
This is a messenger RNA of Alternaria atra, 1800 nucleotides long. RefSeq lists its product as uncharacterized. The record is from RefSeq and is a predicted model, not a curated record. Lineage: Eukaryota; Fungi; Ascomycota; Dothideomycetes; Pleosporales; Pleosporaceae. The transcript has 5 exons. Bases 1 to 1800 code for a protein of 599 amino acids.